GAUUUGUGCAGCGUAAACUAUGUGGCCAUGACAUCUGGCGGGACCCAUUCUACCGUGUCCGCGAAGCUCUACAGAGGGCGAUCUCUAUUUGCGACAAGUGGAUCCUAUUGUGUGAGAAGUUGACAGGUCAGAUCUGGAGGACUGACCCCAUGAACCCGUGGAAGGGUGAGAAGUUCAGUCCAGAGGGCCUGUCUCAACUGUCAGCUAGGCUACAGGAGGUCAUGACCUUGCGAAGCAUCCAUGAACAACUGAUCAGGCUACUAUCAGCUGGAGAGCAACAAGAGCUGAGGACCGGUGAUGCAUUCAGCCCAUUUGCUGGCCUCAACCCUUUGCAGUAUAAUCCAUACACUCAGCCCCUAUGGAGGGCUGCCGUGUCUCAGUAUGAACGAGCUAUGGGGCCAGCAGAACAGAGAAUUGCAGGAAAAUUAAGAGCUCAGUUUCGCAACUUGAGCAAGAACUCGCACCAGUUACUGCGGGAGUUCCAGCGUUAUAAGGAACUCAUCAAAAGAGACAGUGUCAAAAAAGAGUUGGUAUCAGAAAGAGAAACACUUCUGCAGCAGCUUCAGCAAUAUAUUAAGAACAUCAAGGAGGAUUUCAACACCAGAGUGAAUGAGGGCAAGCCAAAGCUAGGCAAGAAUCUGCCAGAGGUUACUAACAACAUUGUCUGGGUCAGGCAACUAGAGGCAAAGGUUGAAGAAACAAGCAACACUGCGGAAGCAUUGCUAAAUGAUCUCUCAGGUUUCAGUCGAUUCAGAAAAGAUGCGGUGGAACUUCUGGAGGAACUGCACAACUGGCGGCAAGAUCAGUUUGAUACCUGGUCACAGGAUACUCUGGCAGCCAUCGAGGACACAAGGAAGCCUCUUGGUUUGCAGACAACGGGGCGUUUAAUGGACUUUGAUACCAAAGACAACAAACUAGUUGUCAAUUAUGGUGACAAGUUAGUGACUUUGCUACGAGAGGUCCGUCAACUUCAAGGCCUUGGCUUUGCAAUACCAGCGAAGAUUCAGCACACAGCGAAUGUUGCACAGAAGUUUUAUCGUCAUGGGGUCAUUCUGAAACAGGUGGCUCAUUUCCAUAACACAAUAGCUGAACAGAUGAUUCCGAGUCAGCGUCCGAUGAUGUUGACCUCAGCAAUAGCUUUUCAAAACAUCAUCAAAAACCCAAAGAAAGGCGCGAAGGAAUCUGACGGCAAGUUGCAGGUAACUUGGGAUAACCCGGAAGAACUGGAAGCCUACAUUCAGAAGCUGCAGUCGGCUGCCGAGCGACUGACAACGGAGAACAGACGACUACGGAAGAUUCACAACACAAUUGCAGAAAAGGUUGUAUAUCUGAUGAAUGUUGACUUGCUAAGACAGCCAUCACGGUGGAAAGAAGGAUUGAAUGAAAUCAGGAACAUUAUGGCAGAUCUACACAGCAAGGGCUAUAAGUUAGAGGAUAUGAAAACAUGGAAACUGCACUGGGACAGACAGCUGUACAAGGCCUUGGAGCACCAGUAUCAAAUGGGGCUAGAGGCAUUGCAUGAGAAUCUACCUGAGAUCAAGGUAGAGAUUAUAUACAGGUAA
Molecule: messenger RNA, 1562 nt
Organism: Anneissia japonica
Lineage: Eukaryota; Metazoa; Echinodermata; Crinoidea; Comatulida; Comatulidae
Product: cytoplasmic dynein 2 heavy chain 1-like
Exons: 9
Coding region: 150-1562 (470 amino acids)
Source: RefSeq, a predicted model, not a curated record